UUUCGGGGAUUUUAUCAACGUACUCAAAAAAUAAACGUCAAUCUGAUAAAAAUAAAAUUUUGCGGCUUUGUUGAAACUUGGAUUCUUUGCCAACUUCAUUAUUGUUGCUGAAUUGCGAAUCAACGCUAGUUAAUUUUAAAAUAAUUGUUCAAUAAAUAAACAUCACUGUAAAAACCACUUCGAAAAUGAUGUCUGCCUCGGAACCAGUAGUUUCUCGUGUUUACAUAGGCGGCUUGGGCGAACAGGCGUCCCGACAGGACAUGGAGGAACUUUUCAAAGACUAUGAACCGUAUUCUGAUCUGAAUUUGCUGCGAGGGUACGGCUUUGUACAAUUUCCUUCCGAAGAAGCGGCCCACUUGGCGAUCGAAGGACUUAACGGUAAGAUGUUGAAAGGGCGAAAGUUAACGGUGAAAAUAGCACACGACAACCGUGCAAAAAAAGGUCUUUUGCCGAGAGGAGCCGGUGGACCGGAAGGACAGGCUGGCAUGGUUCGGGAUAGAUCUCCCAUCGACGGGAACCGCUUUGCAGAUGGAUAUCCGCCCCGAGGUGGGUAUCGUGGAAUGUAUCCUGGAAUGGAAAUGGGUGGCUUUUCGGAUCCAAUGAUGCGCAUGCAUCAGCAGGGCCCUCCAGCACAGCCGGAAAGCAAUGAUUGUGAGAUUAUUGUAGUUUCUAGAGAUUUGACAACCUAUGCAGAAAAUAUAGAAUCCAGACUAAAGCGAAAUGGGCUGACAGUGGAUCUUCUGUUCCCAAACGAUGACGUUCCGAUUGGUAAAGUUUUGUCCAAUAUCGCUUCCCGUGGCAGUUACUAUGCCAUACUAAUCACACCGGAAAAUGAGGAACGAAACAGCAUAACGGUGAAUGUUUUGUACGGAGUUCCAGCAGAGCAUCGGAACAUGCCAACUGAUGAUGCAAUCAUGUUCAUUUGCAAGGAUUUCGAGGAUAAGCUUCGUUCGGAACAGGAGAAAACAUCCAAAUACCGGGCCGGCUCGAUGAUGGGUUCAAGCACCAAUAACAGUCAUUUAAUGUACAAUGCACCGCCGCUGCAAGAUAAACAUCCUGAUCCGAUACAAAAUAUGCUCAAUCUUCUUGCUGCCAAUCGGCAACUUACCGUUCUACAGUAUGAUCGAGUCAUAAAAUACCUGAACGAACGCAAGGAAAUGCAGAUCAAAUAUGAGCUCGGCGAAGACUUUGAUUCCGCCGGUGCCAGCAGCUUGAUGGAUACUAAAACUAAAGAGGAAAACGAAAAGUUACUGCAGCGCAAGAUUAUGGACAUUCUCAACAAACCGUCGAUCAUUGCCCCGAAGCCUAAAUUAGUGGAACCGGAAAUUGAAAAGCGAAACGUUUCCAGUGGAUUCUCGUCUUUCGGUGGUAUCACAGUGGCAAUGGCGGCUGCAUCUGCGACGUCCAGUGCGAGUUCGGCAGCCGCGCCCGCCCCAAGAUCGAAUAGCAGUAUUCCGAUUGAUGGCGGUGCUGCGCCGAAACUGCUUCACGAUCCUAAGGUACAGAAAGCACUAGAUUCACUGUUGCUUUCCGGAUUGGGUGGUGGGCUCAAGUUUUAAAGUUUAAUAAACGUAUUAGCCUAGAAAUAAUGAUAUGACACUUAUGUACGAUUGAUCUGUGUUUCCAUAGUUGUGAGCCGUUCCCAUGUAGGCAAUAUUGAGUGGAACUGCCUUGUAAUUCAUUCGAAGCUAUUUGGCAAGCUAGCAACACACAGUUUGCGGUUGACACUAGUGUAUUCAAUAGAAUGAAACCAUUUUAAAUUGAAUCUUAAGGUACGAACAAUGAUGAUUGUAAAAAAGGACGAAAUAGAUAACAAUGUUUUGUACGCUGGAAAAAAUAAACUCAUCAAUUAAUUGAAUUCAACUA
This is a messenger RNA of Topomyia yanbarensis, 1866 nucleotides long. RefSeq names its product nuclear receptor coactivator 5 (gene Neos). The record is from RefSeq and is a predicted model, not a curated record. Gene Ontology annotation, molecular function: RNA binding. The transcript has 2 exons. Lineage: Eukaryota; Metazoa; Arthropoda; Insecta; Diptera; Culicidae. The coding region runs from base 186 to 1559 and encodes 457 amino acids.